Papaver somniferum (opium poppy) is the source of this 1174-nucleotide messenger RNA. RefSeq names its product probable protein phosphatase 2C 72. Gene Ontology annotation, biological process: protein dephosphorylation. Bases 83 to 1060 code for a protein of 325 amino acids. Gene Ontology annotation, molecular function: protein serine/threonine phosphatase activity. The transcript has 3 exons. NCBI's taxonomy places the organism in Eukaryota, Viridiplantae, Streptophyta, Magnoliopsida, Ranunculales, Papaveraceae. The record is from RefSeq and is a predicted model, not a curated record.
CAAAUUCAGCACAGAGCCGAAGAAAAGAAUCAAAAUAAUCAAUUUUCAAACAUUUAGCCACGAAAGAGUAUAUUCAAGCACCAUGGGAAUCUGUAUGUCCUGUGCAUCUUCUGGUAAUGGUGACGAAAACAUAAUAAAAGAUAUAUAUGAAAACGCAGUUAUUAUGGAUUCAAGGUCUGAUAACAAAACUCUAAGUUUGAUUGGUUCUGUUUAUUCACAACAAGGUAGUAAAGCUACAAACCAAGAUUCUGCUCUACUUCAACAGGGUUUUGGUACGGAUGGCGGAGCUUUGUGUGGAGUAUUUGAUGGACAUGGAAUAAAUGGCCAUGUCGCGAGUAGAUUAGUCAGAGAAUUGUUACCCAGUUUAUUGUUAGACCAGAAGAAAACGAUUUCUUCGUCGACUGAUGGAGAUGAUUACGUUGAGGAAUGGAGUAAAGCUUGUGUUGGUGCUUACCAAAUGAUGGAUGAUGAACUUAAAAGUCGUCGAGAAAAUUUGGAUUGUUCAUGCAGUGGAACUACUUCUGUGACCAUCAUAAAAGAGGGUCAAGAUCUUGUUAUUUCUAAUCUUGGGGAUUCGAGGGCCGUAUUAGGGAGUACUAAUUCUGAUAAUGGUGACAUGAUGGCUGUUCAAUUAACAACUGAUCUAAAGCCUAGUGUACCAGAGGAAGCCGAAAGAAUAAGGAAGAGUAAGGGUCGAAUAUUCGCACUUGUAAAUGAAGCUCACAUUGAACGUGUAUGGUUACCUAACCAGUAUUAUCCUGGACUUGCCAUGGCAAGAGCCUUCGGAGAUUUCGAUCUCAAGGAGUACGGAGUAAUUGCAGUUCCGCAAGUGUCUCAUCAUCGCUUAAACAACAAUGACAAAUUUGUGGUUCUUGCAAGUGAUGGGGUGUGGGAUGUGCUAAGCAAUGAUCAAGUUGUAUCUAUCAUAUCCUCAGCAAGACCAGAAACGGCUGCCAAAGCAGUGGUAGAUGCGGCUGUUGUUGGAUGGAGACGAUUUCCACAUGUUAAAAUGGAUGACAUCUCUGUAUCCUGCAUGUUCUUCCAUGAGAGUCCAAACUAAUAGAUACAGUUUCUCUGCUUAAUCUUUAUUCGACUCCAGUAAAUUACCAUGUAACAAGAUUGUUGGAUAUUGGAAAAAAAAAAUAUUAACCUAGAGCAACGCGCUCGCUUAGCA